UGCUGGCUGGCCGUCACAGGCAACCCCAGCACCUCCUGAGAGCACUCGACAGCGCUGCGCCUCGCUGGAACCAAUUUUAAGGUAACCGGGACAGUGGGCCCAAUGCUCGAUGAUGGCGGAAAGUCUUGCACUUUGCGCCACUAAAAACAGGCGCUAGCGUCGCAGCGGCCCCUGCCUUAGUGAAGAAUACGCCCCCCUUUGGCGACGGCUCCACCUUGAACCAGAGACGACACGGUCCCCUACAAGGCUCAGCGUACCAGUGCCGGUAUUGUCCACGACCAAGUAAACGGAGGUCUUGGCCGGGGGCGAGGGGCCCUUGCUAUGGGCAGACUGAAAUAACACUUGGUCGCUGCUUCUUUGCAGCAAGGCUUCUUUCCUCCUCCUCCUUCAUGCAACUUUCUUCGUCUACUGUUUUUCUUCUUUCUUCUUUUAUCACAUCUUCAUCGAGGUUGGCCUCCUCAUUCGUCUUGGCCGUUUCUCACACUCUUUAGCACAACUACUUUUUUAACAUUGAAAUCACUUUUGGACAGCUUUAUUAGCCCCGACCACACUCCCUCAAUAUUCAACUUUCCAACGUUUUAUCUAUCCAUUGAACAAGUUUAUUUGAUAUCUCGAAACCGCAACCAUGAAGGCCACCACCAUGCUCGCUCUCGCGGGCACAGCCAUCGCCGCUGACAUGCCCUCCAUCACCAUGAAGGGCUCCAAGUUCUUCUACCCCAACGGCACCCAGUUCUUCAUGAAGGGUGUUGCUUACCAGCGCGAAUACACUGGCGGCAGCCACUCUACCCGUGCUACUGGCUCUUCCAAGCAAUACACUGACCCCCUCUCCGACAAGAAGACCUGCGAGCGUGAUAUUCCUCUCCUUGCCGAGCUUGGUACCAACACUAUCCGUACUUACGCCAUCGACCCUGAUGCCAACCACGACGACUGCAUGAAGCUCCUUCAGCAGCACAACAUCUAUGUCGUUUCUGAUCUUUCGGAGCCCCAGACCUCCAUCAACCGUGACCAGCCUGCCUGGAACUUGCACUUGUACGAGCGCUACACCAAGGUCAUUGACGCCAUGUCCAAGUACCCCAACGUCAUUGGCUUUUUCGCUGGCAAUGAAGUCAGCAACAAUGCCACCAACACGCCUGCUUCUGCCUACGUUAAGGCCGCUGUUCGUGACUCCAAGGCCUACAUCAAGAAGAACAGCAAGCGCUGGAUGGGUGUCGGCUACGCCGCCAACGAUGACAAGGCCAUCCGUGCUGAGAUGGCUGAUUACUUCAACUGCGGCAACUCUGACGAGUCUAUUGACUUCUGGGGUUACAACAUCUACUCUUGGUGCGGUACCAACACCAUGAAGGGCUCUGGAUACUCUGACCAGGUUGACUUCUUCAAGGACUACAAUGUUCCCGUCUUCUUCGCCGAGUACGGCUGCAACGAGCCCAGCGGCGCUGAGGGUCGUAUCUUCCAGGAAACCGAGGCCCUCUACAGCAAGGAGAUGACUGACGUCUUCAGCGGUGGUAUCGUCUACAUGUUCCACCAGGAGGCCAACGACUACGGCCUCGUCAAGAUCGACGGUGACAAGGCUAGCAAGAUGAAGAACUUUGGUGCCCUCAAGAAGCAGGUCCUCAAGGCUGACCCCAAGGGUGUUAGCCAGAACGACUACAAGCCCAGCGGCAAGGCUCGAUCCUGCCCCGCCAUUGGUAAGGCCUGGAAGGCCGCUUCUGGUCUCCCCCCUAGCCCCGACAAGGAUCUUUGCGACUGCAUGAUGAAGUCUCUUGAGUGCACCAUCGACUCCGAUCUGGAUGAGAAGAGCUACGGUGAGCUCUUUGGCAACAUUUGCGCUCACAACAACCCUGCCUGUGCUGGUAUUGCUGCUAAGCCUGAGCUUGGUAACUACGGUGCCUACGGCAUGUGCAAGCCUGACCAACAGCUCGCCUAUGUCCUCGACUCCUACUACAAGAAGAACGGCAAGACCGCCAAGGCCUGCGCCUGGAAGGGCGCUAAGCUCCAGUCGGCCUCUAGCGUCUCUGGAGAAUGCCAAAAGCGCAUUGAUGCUGCUGAAAAGACCAACAAGGAUGUUGCCUCUGCCACAUCUGCCAUCAGCCCCUCGAAGACUGGCAGUGGCGACAAGGACAACGCCGCUAUCCGCGGAGCUCCCGCCACUGGCCUAGCCAUUGGCGCUGCUGCUCUUGCUGGCGCCGUCUUCGCCCUGUAAACAGUCGAUGAAUGCUAUGUGUGGAUUUUAGCAAGUACAAAAGAUGAACCAUAGAAGGUUCACGGUUAAUAGUUUUCGAGCAAUCAAAUAAAUUGUACAAUACCAUGGCUGGUUUGCCACACCAAUGUCUCUUCGCACUCCCAUGUCAAUGUGUAGCGCAAUGUUCCCCAAGAUGAGCAAUCUUCAUUAAAGAAUCCCAUUUAAUAAAAUAGUAAAAUUACUUUUUUUUCUGCUU
Molecule: messenger RNA, 2435 nt
Organism: [Torrubiella] hemipterigena
Lineage: Eukaryota; Fungi; Ascomycota; Sordariomycetes; Hypocreales; Clavicipitaceae
Source: the annotation of a GenBank genome assembly